This is a messenger RNA of Haliotis rubra (blacklip abalone), 480 nucleotides long. RefSeq names its product integumentary mucin C.1-like. The annotation marks the transcript as partial. The transcript has 3 exons. Lineage: Eukaryota; Metazoa; Mollusca; Gastropoda; Lepetellida; Haliotidae. The record is from RefSeq and is a predicted model, not a curated record.
ACUACUACCCAAUCGACGACUGCCACAACCCCCGCAUCAUCAGCUACUUCUACGCAGUCAUCAUCAACAGUGACACCUCCUUACUACCCAAUCGACGACUGCCACAACCCCUGCAGCGUCUUUACCAUCUUCACGCAAUCAUCGUCAACAGUGACACCUCCGGCAACAACUACAACCCAAUCGACGACUACCACAACCCCCGCAUCAUCAGCUACUUCUACGCAGUCAUCAUCAACAGUGACACCUCCUGCAACAACUACUACCCAAUCGACGACUGCCACAACCCCUGCAUCAUCUUUACCAUCUUCCACGCAGUCAUCGUCAACAGUGACAUCUCCGGCAAUAACUACUACCCAAGCCACGACUGCCACAACCCCCGCAGCAUCAGCUACUUCUACACACUACUUCUAUGCUGUCAUCGUCAAUGGUGACACCUCCGGCAACAACUACUACGCAAUCGACCACUGCCAUGACCCCUGA